Messenger RNA from Lutra lutra (Eurasian river otter), 1327 nucleotides. It is a transcript of the gene CLDN3, whose product is annotated as claudin 3. NCBI's taxonomy places the organism in Eukaryota, Metazoa, Chordata, Mammalia, Carnivora, Mustelidae. Gene Ontology annotation, biological process: bicellular tight junction assembly; cell adhesion. Gene Ontology annotation, molecular function: structural molecule activity. The coding region runs from base 267 to 923 and encodes 218 amino acids. The record is from RefSeq and is a predicted model, not a curated record. Gene Ontology annotation, cellular component: plasma membrane; bicellular tight junction. The transcript has a single exon.
CGGCCCCAGCCCAGAGCCAGCCCAGUCGCUGCCGCCCGCCCACAAAGCCACAGGCAGGUGCAGGCUCUGCCGAGGCGCGAGCGGGCAGAGAGGAGCCGUUAGCCCGCGCCGUCCGUGCGUCCGUCCGUGCGCCCGUCCGUGCGUCCGUCCGCUGAGGCCUCCGUCCGUCGGCGCGCAGCAGCUCCGGCCCAGGCCCAGCGGCCACGGCCCCUCGUCGUCCCGCACCCUGAGCCGCCGGGCAGAGCCGGCUUCGGCGCGCGGCAAGCAUGUCCAUGGGCCUGGAGAUCGCGGGCACCUCGCUGGCCGUGAUGGGCUGGCUGAGCACCAUCGUGUGCUGCGCGCUGCCCAUGUGGCGGGUGACAGCCUUCAUCGGCAGCAGCAUCAUCACGGCGCAGAUCACCUGGGAGGGCCUGUGGAUGAACUGCGUGGUGCAGAGCACCGGCCAGAUGCAGUGCAAGGUGUACGACUCGCUGCUGGCGCUGCCCCAGGACCUGCAGGCGGCCCGCGCCCUCAUCGUCGUGUCCAUCCUGCUGGCCGGCUUCGGGCUGCUCGUGGCGCUGGUGGGCGCCCAGUGCACCAACUGCGUGCAGGACGACACGGCCAAGGCCAAGAUCACCAUCGUGGCGGGCGUGCUCUUCCUGCUGGCCGCCGUGCUCACGCUGGUGCCGGUGUCCUGGUCGGCCAACACCAUCAUCCGGGACUUCUACAACCCGCUGGUGCCCGACGCGCAGAAGCGUGAGAUGGGCGCGGGGCUGUACGUGGGCUGGGCGGCCGCCGCGCUGCAGCUGCUGGGGGGCGCGCUGCUCUGCUGCUCCUGCCCCCCGCGCGACAAGAAGUACGCGCCCACCAAGAUCCUCUACUCGGCGCCGCGCUCCGCCGGCCCCGGCACCAGCACGGCCUACGACCGCAAGGACUACGUCUGAGGCGCGGCCGCGGGGAGACCCCAGCACCCCCGCCCCCUCGAGCGGGAGAGCCCACCAGCCCGGCGCGCAGCCUCCCGUCGGAGACCAGCCCACCCCACGCGCCGGGAGCUCUCCCACUGGACUGCGAGGGACCCCCAACCCGGCCUCCCCUUCCCCCGCCGCACGCCUCUCCCCCGAUCCUCCCCCCACCCUGGGCCCCAGGGUCGGGGAGCGGGACCACGGCGCGCGCGGGGGACCAGCCCGCACGGACAGUGAAACCUUGUUCCUCCGGAGCGCGGGGCUGCGGGGGCCGCCGCGCCUGCCCAGCCCCGUCGGGCAGCAGCCCCCAAGCCCGCGUUGGGUGGGGACCGGCUGUCUUGAAAAGGGCCAGUGGAUAUUUUUCAAUAAAAGCCUUUCGUUUUGCA